Cryptomeria japonica (Japanese cedar) is the source of this 1251-nucleotide messenger RNA. RefSeq lists its product as uncharacterized. Bases 384 to 1007 code for a protein of 207 amino acids. The transcript has 2 exons. Lineage: Eukaryota; Viridiplantae; Streptophyta; Pinopsida; Cupressales; Cupressaceae. Gene Ontology annotation, molecular function: protein binding. The record is from RefSeq and is a predicted model, not a curated record.
UCAUCAAUGUUUUUGAUACAAUUUGGGAAGAAUCUUAAGGUAAGUCCCUUUCCCUUUUACUUAUGUUGUUUCAUUUCAGUUAGAUUGAAGUGGAAAAUGAACGAAUGCAGACGUUUCUGGUUUGGGGCAACCUGUUGAUCAUUGCAAACUUGCGCCUAAAAAUGGUUUCAGUGCAGAUGACUAUUGGCUAAAAGUAACAUAAUAUAUAGUCAUGGAUAUCAAUAAAACUUUCCAUUUUAGCAAUAGCGGCUGAAGAGGGGAAUGUGGAUGAACUUCAGAAAUUCUGUAGAAAAAACAAAAUCAAUAUUUUCGAGGAGUUUACAGGGCUAGAGAAUAGUCUACUGCAUAUAGCAGUUUCUCACGGUAAUCUGUCAAUUAUUUCAAUGCUUUGUGAUGAGAUCGUUGGAAGUCCACAUGCACAGGCAUUUGUUGCCAAGAAAAAUUCUCAUGGAAACACUGUACUUCACCUUGCAGCCUUUUAUGACCAUCACGAAUUUGUGAAAAAAUUCCUUGAAAUCAUGGCACAGACAGAUGUAGAGGCCGGUAACUUUUUGACGGUUAAAAAUGGUGAAGGAAACACUGCCCUUUACGAAGCCGCGAAAAGGGGAAAUUAUGAGGUCGUGAAGUUACUACUGGAGCAGGACAAUAUGCGUGAGCUGUUAACCAUACGAAAUCUGAAGGGUGAAUUGGCUAUUUUUAUAGCUGCUCAGGGUGGUCACACAAGCAUCGUUCGUUACCUGUUGCCGAUAAACUGGAAUGAGUCGCAGAGCGCGCUUUUAAACUCCAGAGUACACGGGCAAAUAUAUGAGGAUCGUCGGGUGUUGCACGUUAAAUAUGAGAGCAGAGUAUACCGCCAAACACUGGACGAUCCUGAGAUGCUAUACAGUCUGAACAUGAGCAGACAAGGCGGCCAAACACCACUUCAUCGCGCGGUGUUCUACAGACACUCAGGGAGAGAGCAAGCUGUCUUAAUGGCCAAAAGAAUUCAAAUAAAGGUCAUUGUAUAGAGGGUUUCACGUGAAACUCAUUGCCAACCAGUGUUUACAUUGCAAAGACAAUGAAUGAUCAUCAUCAUCUUAACAUUGAAAGUAUUACAGGAAUCUUGCAGGCCUUAGCUGCACAAAACUGGAAGACAUAUAAUCUAUUUGAUUUGAUGGUAGUUGGCAUUUUCUCCCUCGUGCCCGAAUUAUUUUGCAAAUCAAGUACUAUAUUCUGUAUUCAACAAGGUAUGAUUGUUCAUUCUAUAUAAUU